AUGCCGUUCAAGUUGUCCGUCUAUGAAACAGAUGCAAGCGGAAGUCCGGCGGGCCUGUCGAGCAACACGGUGCUACCGUACUGGGCCAAUAAACUGUCAUCGUGUCUUGCUGUGAAUAUGAUAGACAACAGGCUCACGUUAACCACUGAUGGCAACCUUAGCGUUAUCCACGAAGGCGCCAAAUGGAUCAUACCAGAAACGAAGUACUGCUUGGAGUAUUACUCCAAGGACGGGACACUGGAGUCCGCCGAUCUGGUGGCAGUCGUGUGCUCAGAUGCCAAACCACCGGUCAGUUUCCUCUUUUGGGUUAAAACCCUGUCUGUCGUGUGUCUGGUGCUCACGCUGAUCGUGUACGCCACACUGCCUCACCUCCGGAAUGCCCACGGCUACUACGUCAUGUUCUACAUGGCCUGCCACCUCGUGUACUUGGUCUGCAUAAUGAUAUAUUCAUUGGUACACGAAGAUGUAAACAGCCCGUUGUGCAUUCUAUUCGGUUAUUUUAUGUUAUUUGCAACUCUGACAACAUGUUGCUGGUUAAACGUAAUAUGCUUCGAUAUUUACUGUAUGUUAAGGUAUGUAAAUUAUAUUCUUACAUAA
This is a messenger RNA of Macrosiphum euphorbiae (potato aphid), 597 nucleotides long. The record is from the annotation of a GenBank genome assembly. Lineage: Eukaryota; Metazoa; Arthropoda; Insecta; Hemiptera; Aphididae.